Messenger RNA from Porites evermanni, 2628 nucleotides. NCBI's taxonomy places the organism in Eukaryota, Metazoa, Cnidaria, Anthozoa, Scleractinia, Poritidae. The record is from the annotation of a GenBank genome assembly.
CUAAUUGAUAAGCUAGCCAGGACGAUUAGUCGUAUUCACUUAUUGUUUAGUCCCAUAGCUGGUCGUUUCAAGACUUAGGUCAUAACAUAAACCAAAUAUAUGUUCUUCUUUCUUAUUUACCAAAAGCCGGUGCUUGGCCGAGCACUUCUUACCCAUUACUUUUCGAAUCGUUUUCUUUAUCACGAUCACGGUCAUCACGAAUACCAGUACUCCUUUUCACAGAACUUUAGAACGCGUAACGAAGCGUGCGGAAGGCUCCCAUAGAUCCAGCCCUUUACGUUGACCCGUAUCAAAACAUGUGGCUAUCUCUUGAAUUAACUUUUUGUUACUUAAUUAUCUUUUUACUAACACGGUACUAUACGCAAGGUAAAGGUCGUUGUUUCUUCCAGCGAGGAAUAAGAUGUUGAAGUGUUUUUUACCUCGACCGCUCGCAGUAAACAGCAAGAGGUACAAAUCCGAAGAUUAGGCAGUGGCAUUCGGCCGCUACUGCCUAACUCCUAAACUUGUUUCCGAAAAUAACUUGACAAUUGAGAAAUGUGUGGUGGAUACACUCUCUGGUCUCUCUGAUCCCUUGAUUCUCUCUUGUGCAAGGUAAGUGCCUGGAAUCCUGAGAUUAUACUCGUGCAGCUUAAGCCUUCUGAGAUGUUUCGACGAAUCGCUUCGAAGGUUUACCUGACUAUAUAUACACACGUUCAAUAAGUGUUUUUCGAUCGAACAGGAGUUGGAUAAAACAGGCACGAGUCCAAGCUAGCUUGAACUUUUUGUUUGUUUUCAGUUAGAGGAACUGAAGGAAGUGUCCCAUACUGCACAGGAAGCGAAGCUAGACAGAGAGCUACUUCGUUUUGAGGAUAUGCUCGAGUUGUUUCUUGCUGAUAAAGACAUGUUUUUGGAGGAUCUCUACAGGCGGCUUAAACAAGUUACUUCCCUGUGGAGAUCGUGGAGGGUUCAAAGAUUGCGUGACGUGCCAGUAACCCACCUUGUGUCCACAAAACAGGUAAGGAUCGUGACAUUAGAACUUGGGUAAAUUGAAGUGCUGAUGUUGACAUGCCCUUUUCCCUCUCCCUUUCCAUUGGAAGAGAAAAAGGGAGGUACCAGAGCAGAGUGAUCCAAGUUAGGUGUCCUUGAUUGUGGGUUGGGAAAAAAAAAGCUAAAAAAAAAUAUUAUGCUGAUGUGCACCUCAUGAUUGAGUGCCAUAUAGUCUCCACCUUGCGCACCAAGAGGAGGCUGGACAUAAAUUUAUGAAAAAAAUAUAUUACUCUCUUGCAAGACGGCCCACACUGGGCUACGUGCAUGCUUCCCGGUUCGGUCAAAUGUUUGCUGCAGUUCUCCUUCUUUAUAGUUUAUCGUGACCAAUGGAAUGGAAGCAUGAAAAAGGCCAUGUAAUCAUUACGAAUGAAUUUUGAGAGGUUUUCUCGACCAUGCUUAACCGAGCGGUGACGUCACCGAUAGACAUCCUUGCUCGGCCCGUUUAAAGUUCGCGCGGACAACAAAGCAAGAAUUAAACAUCCCUUUUUAGAUCAACAAGAUACUCGUCAGUACUUUUAACAUGUGAUUUCCUUUAUUAAAUUUCUUGUGUUCGACCGCAACACCAAGUUGAGUAAAAGCCUAAAAUAAAAGUGAGGUAUAUUCGCCGUUCAAUAUUACUGUGAUAACUGAAGAGCUAUAAUUUCGUGCCUUUUUUGUUUAAAUCUAAAGGUAGAAAACCUUAUUUAUUGGGAAAAAAAUCUUCCAGGGAAAAAGACGGCGGCGAAGUUGAAAGUUGGCAAGAAAAGACCAGAUGACAUGUUGGUUAGAUUUCUACAAUCCUGCAAAGAGUCCCGCCAGCUCUAUAGACAAUUUUUUUUCUCGAUAUACACACCUCUUCACCAACUUUUCGCUGACGAAAGAGCCGCGUCUAUAGAAAAGGAACUGGAACGAAUCCUUAAACAGUGGAGCUCUCUCCUCGUACCAGGCCCCAUUAAUCACAGAAUGCUGAGCGCAGAGAGCUCCGAAGCAGUUUACAAUAUGAAGAUCACAAACAAACCACGUGACACGCGAUUUAACCUCAUUUUGAGACUAGUGCCAGACUUUGCCGUGAAAGGUUAUAAAGUUCUCUUUCUUGCACGUCAGUGGAGAAAUAUGUUGGGUUCAUCUGGUUACUGGAGGGAGUUGAAAUUCAUCCACAGCAAGAAGCAGUGGGCCUCAAGGCCUGAACGCUCCUACUCGAGUGUUUGUAGCAGUACAUUUCAUAAGUUAGAAAAGGAGUUGACCUGUUUUGGAGAGGGCGAGAUGACGGAGUCAAAAGGUCGUGUAAGGAGAAUAGGCAACCGAACAGCAACACGUGACCAUGAAGUGCUUGGAACGAAUAUGAAAUUUCAUUCGCUAAGAGAAACCGAUGAGAGAUUCCCCUGCUUGGCCUCAUUUAAUUUAGACACGAACAAGAAACGAGGAGAAUUUUCAAGGAUGGAUCUAAAGCGAAAACAGGUCAAAGUACCGAGAGUCAAAACAGAAAUUCUCGAUAGGAAACUAAGAUCGCGUUACACGGCCGAGAAAACCGUAGAGGGCCCGUUGUUCCACACUUUAGCUGUUUCGAGGACGAAAUGCUGGGGUUCAAGAAAUGAGAUUUCGAACGAAAAGCAACAAAAUAAC